Messenger RNA from Penaeus indicus, 1323 nucleotides. RefSeq lists its product as uncharacterized. NCBI's taxonomy places the organism in Eukaryota, Metazoa, Arthropoda, Malacostraca, Decapoda, Penaeidae. The coding region runs from base 1 to 1323 and encodes 440 amino acids. The record is from RefSeq and is a predicted model, not a curated record. The transcript is spliced from 8 exons.
AUGAGAAAACGCGGGACCCAUCCUUGGGAGAUGAGAGUUAAUAACCAGCCAAAGAUCUUGGCUAAUUCCAUCUCGAUAUUUCUGCUGUUGCCGUCGCUACCGCUACCGCUGCCACCGCCGCCGCCGUCGCUGUCUCCGCUCCCGCAUGCGACGACGGUGCCCGAACAUUGGGAACAGACGGAGAAAAUUCAUCUCUGUGUCAAGGCCAUCUUAAACUCCCCACCCCCAGAAACACAUAUUGAACUUAGACAUUCCCAACCUGAUCCUGAUUCUGUCUGUCUGUCUGUCACAGUCACACAGUCGGUUUGCCAGUCUUACUCUUACACAAAAAAUCCGAAACUCCGCGCUCACAACCAGUGUCCUGAGCAGCCCCGACAUCCGAACGCUCAAGCUUCCUUUAUUGUAUCCCACUCCAGCUUCCAUUGUUCUCGAGACCCUCGUUCUACCAGUCCAAUAUUCCUGGCCUCUCAUUCCAGACAACUCCCGGCUAAAAUCUGGAACACUGACACAUUCGUCAAGGUCCUCCACCUCACUCUUUCCCCUCGAAGUGAGGUACACGCCUCUGAGGACAUCCUUCACAGAACCACAGCUGCAAUAUCCUGUCCCCAUUCCAUUAACAUUCAAGGGCGCAAUAAGAGAGAUGCCGUGUGCUCCCCCGGCGCAAGAGCAACUUUAGUUUGGCACGGAAGCAGUGCCGCUGCAGCGUCGCUCCUCAGCCCGGGUGGAGUGAAUCUUAGUGGCGUCGUAAUCCCGCAUCCUUUAGCAUUCAUCGCAAACAAAUCAUCCCCGAACGCGCUGCCAACACGCUGGCAACCGGCCCGCAUUCCUUCCCAGAAGUUUACAGACCCGCCUCUGCCUCCGCCCCCUUCUGUGGGACACUGCUUCCCCGCGCCACGCUCGGGCUUUGUCUUUGUGGCAACGCGCUGGCUUCAGAGCAUAUCAUAUCAUAACCAACAUCGACUUUACAUUUUGCGCUCAUGCCAGGGUUGCUCUUCCGUAACGGGCAAGUACAAGGGCAUGUUUCUGUUUCGAUCGAAGCAGUCCUCUUCAUCACCGCACCCUACGCCCACUCCAAUACCACAUCCCUCGCUCGCAACACUACCACACUCUGAGUCCAGCACAAUAACUUACCCUACGUCUACCACACUAGCGCACCCUAAACAAGCCCACUCGUACGCCCCAAGCCCACCCCAAUACCAAACCCUAAGCACAACCACCUACUCCCCCCCACCCCACCAUCGCCACACCCUUGCGAACCCUUUAUCAAACUUGCCUCGGCCUCACAGCGUCGCUAUAACUACGUUCCCGGCGACCUGUCCUUAA